This is a messenger RNA of Musca domestica (house fly), 3047 nucleotides long. RefSeq names its product proton-coupled zinc antiporter SLC30A1 (gene ZnT63C). The transcript has 10 exons. The record is from RefSeq and is a predicted model, not a curated record. Gene Ontology annotation, cellular component: membrane. Gene Ontology annotation, molecular function: zinc ion transmembrane transporter activity. Bases 351 to 1700 code for a protein of 449 amino acids. NCBI's taxonomy places the organism in Eukaryota, Metazoa, Arthropoda, Insecta, Diptera, Muscidae. Gene Ontology annotation, biological process: detoxification of zinc ion; intracellular zinc ion homeostasis; zinc ion transmembrane transport.
UUUAAUAUUAAUAAUUGGAAAUUCGUGGCGGUCGGACGCGUUUUACGUUGUACUUGCUGAAAAAAUACAACAAAAGAAGAAACGACGAAAGGUAUUAAUAAAAAAAAUAUUCGAGAAAAUAAAAGUUAAUUAAAUAUAACGAGAAAAAACCGCAAAGUUAUGUGUUGUUACAAAACAUAAUGAUAAGAAAUGUGUAAAAGAGUUGAAAGCACGAUAUAAGUAUGCGUUUAGUGUAAAAUAUAUGUAAUAAAUAAAUAAAAGAAAUACCAAAGUAUAUACAUAUAUUACAAAAGCCAAGUUGAUAAACAAAAUUUCUUCACAAUAAAAUAGCAAAAAAAAGAUUUGCAAAAAUGGCCAAAUACUCAGGUAAAAAAUGCCGCCUGCUGUCAAUGAUGAUGUUGACCGGCUUCUUUUUCUUUGUGGAAAUCAUUGUUGGUUAUGUGACAAAUUCGAUGGCAUUGGUAGCUGACAGUUUUCACAUGUUGGGUGAUAUAGCCGCCUUAGUAAUAUCAUUUUUAUCCAUUAAGAUGUCACCAAAGAAAUGGUCAAAAAACACAUUCGGCUGGGCGCGAGCUGAAGUUUUGGGUGCCCUGGUGAAUGCUGUCUUUUUGGUGGCAUUAUGUUUCAGUAUUACCAUAGAAGCUUGUAAAAGAUUUAUUGAAGAAGAAACGAUACACGAGCCUAAAUUGUUGGUUGUUGUGGGCGCCUUAGGUUUACUAGUUAAUGUGAUAGGACUCUGUUUACUUUAUGAACAUGGUGGACACCAUGGCCAUUCACAUGGUGGUGGUUUGAGACGCAAUCACAGUAGACUAACCGAACUAGCCAAUGUUGAUGAUGGUGAGGGCAAUGAAGAUUUUGCUUAUGAAAAACAGAAGGAAAAACAAAUGAAAAAAUCCAGCCAUGGUCACAGUCAUGAUCCUGGCCAAAUGAAUAUGCGCGGUGCAUUCUUACAUGUGUUGAGUGAUGCUUUGGGUAGCAUUAUUGUUGUUAUCAGUGCAUUGGUCGUUUGGAAAACAGAAUGGAAAUAUCGUUAUUAUAUGGAUCCAGCCUUAUCUAUUGUCUUGGUGUGUUUGAUUUUGCACUCCGUCUGGCCUUUAUUGCGUGAAUCCGCCUUAAUUCUGUUACAAACAGUGCCAACACAUAUUCAGGUUGAUGCCAUACAAAAACGUUUAUUGGAAAAAGUUGAUGGCGUUUUAGCAGUCCAUGAAUUUCAUGUGUGGCAAUUGGCUGGUGAUCGCAUCAUUGCAUCAGCACACAUUAGGUGUCACAAUCUUUCGGAGUACAUGAAAAUAGCCGAAAAAGUCAAAGAGUUCUUCCACAACGAAGGCAUACACUCGACAACAAUACAGCCGGAAUUCGUUGAAGUCGAUGGCGGCGGUUGUAUUAUGUCCGAUGGUACAUCUAGUCUAAAUAUGAGUGGUUCAGAUUGUUGUGCCCUAGAUUGUCCACCAUCAACAGACAAUGGUUGCGUUAAGGCAACUUGCUGUCAAAAUAACAAUAAAUUGAACCAAUUACCCUCACCGACGGGUUCACCGUAUAUGUGCCGCCAAAGAAAUUCAACGCGCAAUGCCAACGAUGUAGAGUCGGGUUCUCUGUUGGAUCCCGUUGCCAAUAGCAGUGGUGGUGGCGGCGGCAAUAAUUCUGGUGGCAUGCCCACCGGUGGUAACUCCACAAAUCAAACAAAUGGCGAAGUAGUUUGACAGAAUUCACUGAACUUAAAACAACAAACACAACUGAAACAGAAUAUAUCGGCACAUAAUCACAAUCAUCACCUGCAUAAAAGUAAUCACAAAAGUCAUCAGCAGCAUCAACAUCAGCAGAGCUCUUUUUCAUCGCCAUCUUCAUCCAGUUUAGUAGCUAAUAAUAGUAAUAAUAGUAAUAAAACAAAAGAAAAGCCAUUAAAAAAUGAUGAUCAGCGCGUCGAUCAUGAUGAUGAGGAUGAUUGCGAACAUCAUCAGAAGCCUGAAAACAAAGAUAACUAUUUUACGCUGCCCCACAAAGACUUGUUGUCACCGACCACAACGCGUGAUAUUUAUGAAAACAGACUUAAAACUGCACAAACAACAACAACAACACCAUCUGUUGGAACUGCAGCAGCAGCAGCAUUAUCAUCGUCGCCGCCCAUGUCUUCGUCUUUGUCCUCGUCGUCCUCCUCAAAAUCAUCACCCCAUGGACAUCAGGGACAAAUUGCAACCACCACCGUUACAGCUCAAAGGCGUCGUGAUUUAAAGCUCAGGGCUGAACAACAAAAUCAUGAACAAGUCGAGCUUAAUAAGGCCUCUCUUAAACAUGGAGAUGAAGUGGCUUUGUGAAUCCAUAGCUACAUCCAUACAUACAUGCAUACACACAUAUAUCAAUACACCCAACCAACCACCAUUUCUUCCUUCAUUCUAUAAUCUUGUCAUCAAAUGUUGUCCCCCCUCCCUCCCCCCAAAUAGAAAUGUAUUUACUGAAACUAACAAAAACAAAAACAAAAAACAAAUAUUGAAUUGACCAAUAACAUUUAUUAAGCAAGAUUUUUUUAUUACCAAAAAAAAAACAACAAUAACAAAAUUGUAAAGUUUGCGUAGUAUAAAUUAAAAAAACAAGAAAUUUAACAAACAAAACGAAAACCAUAAUUUGUUGACUCUAGUUAUUUAUAGUUAAAACAAAAACCAAUAACAAUGAAAUUUAUUAAAUUAAAAAAAAAACGAUAAUAUAACCAAAAUUCUGUUUUUUUGUACAAGAACAAAUAUCAUAUAGAAUUAGUAUAAUUAAGUUUUGUUUUUUUUUUUCACAAAAAGAAAAACAUAAUUAUAAUAACGAAUAAAAUGACUUAAAUGAACUUAAGUUUAAUGUAAGGUGUGUGUUUUAUCCAAAAACAAAAAAAAAAUACAGAAUAAAUAAAAGAAAACCACAUCAACAUUACUUUCCCAACAAAAAAAGUGCGAGAGCUGUGUGUUUAUUAAAUUAAAUUAUACAUAUAUAUAUAUAUUUUAAUUAGAAUUCAUCUUAAGUAUUCUGUUGUAAGUCAAAAGUAACAAAUGAACUUAUUUAUAUAUAUAUAA